GAGACGGGAAGCCGCAUUUACGACGGUUAUGACGUACACGGAGGCGGCGGGGCCGCGCGGCAGCUUCACUUUACGGCAGUGCCUAGGUUGAGAGUGGAAACGGCCUCGAGUGGCUGGCUGUAUGUCGGAGCAGCCAGUGGCCGGCUUCCCCACUUCGGCAACGAGUUGAUCUCUCUCCCCCUCUCCUGCUUCCUCCCGCACGCUUCCACCCUGCCUGACUGUGUGGAUGUCGGACUCUGCUUGACAGGUCCCGGUCCUGUGCAGCCUGGCCUGGUGUGGUCCGGUCGGCUGUGGGAUGUGUGAGUGCUGAGGGCGGGCGGUGAGUCCCCUCCUGGUUAACCCCCCUCCCGCCCCGUUCUCCCGGUUAGAUCACUUUCUCCCUCCCGCUGCUUUUGGCCCUCAUGCCGACGCUGCGUUUCUCCGCUCUUUAGGAUGUCUGAUGUACCGCCUGGGCCUAGCGUGCUGUCCCCAGCCCCCACUGACAUCUCGCCCCUCUCCGCUACUCUCAACCACUCGGGAGUGUACGGCAAGGUCCCGGGACCGCAGCCAGGAGGGGGCGGCGAGCAGGAGGAGGAGGAAGCGACUGCUGUGGACGGGGCUGGCCAGGAACGCGGCGGGGAAGGCGGACCACAUUCGGCGAACAGUGUCGGAAACUACCCGGAGCCUAACCGAGCCAAGAAGGGCGUCCUGCACCUUCACCACCAUCACCACCACCAUCACCACCACCACCAGCAACAGCAGCAGCGGCUGCUCAACGGCUGUGUUAUAAACCCUGAGCUCCACUACAAGGCGGAGUGCAAAGGCCGCCUAUCCUGCGCUGAGGCCGCCACUGCCGUCGAGUUUCACUCAGGACUGUCACUGUCCGAAGGAGGCAGGAGGAAAGCCGACGGCAAAUAUUGUGAGAGUCCCAACGUGAAUCAUGCGAGUCAAAGGACUGCUGAGGCGGCCGGGCCUGACACACUCAACCCCAGAGAUGGACUCGAUCGGAUUGGUAUCGGCCCAGAUGACGAUGAGCAAUACCGCCUGGCCGCCUCGAUAGCUGCUUGUAGUUUGCACCCGCAACAAGAGCCCGACUCGAACGACAGGAUACGAUAUGUUGGCUAUGAGUCAGAGUUGCAAAUGCCAGAUAUAAUGAGAUUGAUCACGAAAGAUUUGUCUGAACCUUAUUCCAUAUAUACAUAUAGAUAUUUUAUUCACAACUGGCCACAGCUUUGUUUUCUGGUAAGUGUGGUAUGUUGGUAGGGGACUAUGUAGUAU
Molecule: messenger RNA, 1257 nt
Organism: Rhincodon typus (whale shark)
Lineage: Eukaryota; Metazoa; Chordata; Chondrichthyes; Orectolobiformes; Rhincodontidae
Product: N-alpha-acetyltransferase 30-like
Exons: 1
Coding region: 433-1242 (269 amino acids)
Biological process (GO): N-terminal peptidyl-methionine acetylation
Cellular component (GO): NatC complex
Molecular function (GO): protein-N-terminal amino-acid acetyltransferase activity
Source: RefSeq, a predicted model, not a curated record